Ylistrum balloti is the source of this 1665-nucleotide messenger RNA. RefSeq lists its product as uncharacterized. Lineage: Eukaryota; Metazoa; Mollusca; Bivalvia; Pectinida; Pectinidae. Gene Ontology annotation, molecular function: nucleic acid binding. Gene Ontology annotation, biological process: DNA integration. The transcript has a single exon. Bases 1 to 1665 code for a protein of 554 amino acids. The record is from RefSeq and is a predicted model, not a curated record.
AUGUGGAUUCAAGGACCUCCUAAACCAGACUCUCCAGAGAUUGAGCCAUCAUCUACAUCAUCCUCACUCUUCCCUUUGGUUGCACCAGACGAAGAUGUAGAAGUUCGACAAGAAGUCGUCAAGGUCAUCAAAACGGACAUAGAGGACGUCGACAAACCUCCCAGGUCUUGGCUAGAACGGUUUGAGAAAUGUUCUAGCUGGACCAACCUGCUGUUGGCCAUAUCUCUCAUUAAACACAUAGCUACGUCAUUUAAGUCAAAACACCACAAUUGUGCAGGAUGGCACAAAUGUGACACUUACCGUUCGGUCGAAAGUCGUGCAGCAGCAGAAGUGUUUAUCGUCAGAGAGCUUCAAAGGGGAUUCUAUGGGGACAUCAGGAAAUGUCCAAAGGAACUAUCUCCCUACCUGGAUGAGAAUGGCAUAAUACGUGCUGGAGGAAGACUUAAAAAGUCGGAGUUACCUAGAGGUGAAAAGAACCCUAUCUUGAUACCUGGACGACAUCACGUCGCUACACUGUUAACUCGUCACUUCCAUUACUCUGUCCAACACCAAGGGAGACAUCUGACAGAAGGCGCUAUAAGAUCUGCAGGAUUUUGGAUCACUGGAGGGAAAAGACUAGUGUCCUUCGUGAUUCAUCAUUGCAUGAAGUGCCGUAGACUCCGCGGGAAGUGUGCUGAACAGAAAAUGGCGGAUCUUCCAACUGAGCGAGUGACACCUAGCCCGCCAUUCACAUACGUCGGCGUUGACGUAUUCGGGCCUUGGAAUGUUGUAACCCGCAGGACCAGGGGUGGUUCGGCAGCUAGCAAACGCUGGGCAGCGCUUUUCACGUGUUUGUCUUCUCGGGCUGUCCAUAUCGAGUUGCUUGAAGAAAUGAGCUCUGCAUCAUUCAUAAAUGCUGUCAGGAGAUUUUACGCUAUCAGAGGGAAAGUCGCCGAGUUUCGCUCCGACAGAGGUACUAACUUUAUUGGUGCUACUUCAGACCUGGGAGCUACAGCGAUCUUCAUUGAAGACCGGCAAGUCAAGGAAUUCCUUCGGGAGUCCGGUACAAUCUGGAAAUUUAACCCACCGCAUGCGUCAAAUUUUGGAGGAUCCUGGGAGCGCAUGAUCGGUAUCGCAAGACGCAUACUAGACUCAAUGUUGCUAGGCAGCAACCAUAAACUUUCGCACGAAGUGUUAUCCACGUUCAUGGCAGAAGUAACUGCAAUCAUCAAUGCACGACCAUUGGUUCCUGUUUCGACAGACACCGAUAACCCAUUUAUCCUUUCUCCAGCAACUAUUUUGACACAGAAAACUGGGAGUCAAGUAGAGUCGUUUGGAUACUUGGGUCAUAAGGAUAUGUUUAGAUCACAGUGGAAACACGUACAGGUGCUAGCGGAGAAUUUCUGGAAUCGAUGGCGUAAGGAAUUUCUACCAUUGUUACAGACUAGGAGGAAAUGGAAUCACGAAUCUCCAAACGUGGAGGAAGGAGAUGUUGUCCUUAUGAAGGAUGAACAAGUCGCACGCAAUGAUUGGCCUCUUGGCAUCAUCACUCGUACCUUUCCUAGUGAGGAUGGACUUGUUCGAAAGGUCGAAAUUCAAAUAUGUCGAGGGGGAAAGAAGUCAACUUUAGUCCGUCCGGUCACUCAGAUCGUGAUUCUCCUUUCAAAGGAUAAAGAGUCAGUGUAA